This is a messenger RNA of Fusarium sp. VM40, 699 nucleotides long. NCBI's taxonomy places the organism in Eukaryota, Fungi, Ascomycota, Sordariomycetes, Hypocreales, Nectriaceae. The record is from the annotation of a GenBank genome assembly.
AUGUUGACCCUGGAAGUAGGAGGUGGGGAUUACAAGUUAAGGUUGCCUACAGGCACCAAGCGAGCAUGGAGGCUCCCACUAAGCCGAGCAUCCUCUUUCAACCUCCACCUUCGUCAACAAGCUGUUAUAACCAUGUCCACCGCGAUACCCUCAAUCGCCUGCUUAGGCGUCAUCGGCAGAAAUAAUAACCCCCUCCACAUCUCCAUCUUCCCCUCGCUCGAUCCAGUGACAAACACAUUCGCUCCGAUCCGCACACCUCUGCAGUUCUCCCUCCUGCUAUCCUCCACCAUCGAUGUUUUCGACCUGCGCGCAAAGAAUAACGCCGUCUCGGGCGUAGGCCUCUCGGGCGACUUUGGCCUGCUGCACGCUGUCGACGACCGCCUCGCCGCCUACGGCUUCGAGACCAACACAGGUGUCCGCAUGGUCUGUCUUGUCGACAUGCGCGGUCGGCGCGUAGAUGGCAACGCUCCAUUAGUUGCUAGUAGAGGCUCUGCUGCGGGCCUGCGCGACGCCGAGCUCAAGCCUGUGUUCCGCGCGAUGCAGCAGGCAUAUGUCAAGUUACUGCAGAACCCGUUUUAUGACCCCGACGAGCAUGCGCCGCUGGGUGGCAGAGGGGGUAAAAAAAUCACGAGUCGAAAGUUUGCCGAAGACAUGAAGCGGAUAGGCGAGGGCUGGACACCAGGCGUGACGAGUCUCUGA